AUGAAGAUUACCAUCCUUAUUAUUACUAUUAUUUUUUCUACCGUUUUUUGUGAUGAAACCUUUAAAGCAAUUAAUUUUAAAAAUUGUAAAAGUAAAUUUGAAGUUUUAAAAGUUGAAUCAACAUGUAAUUUCAUUGACAAUAAAUGUGUCUUUUUACAAGGAGAAGAACCAAAAAUUAAAAUUUAUUUUAAGAGUAAUGGAAAUGUUGAUUCUCUUAAAACAAAAGUUCGUGCUCGUUUAGAUGGAUCAUUUGUUGAUUUUCAUAUAGAUAAUGAUGAUGUUUGUGGACAAGCUGGUGUUACCUGUCCAAUUGAAACUAAUAAAGAAGAGGUAUAUGUUGCAGCAGUUCCAAUUCGUAAUGAAUAUCCAGCAGUUGAUGUACAGAUAAAUUGGCAACUUGUUGAUCCGUCAACUGAUGAACAAAAAGUUUGUAUCGUAUUCUUAGGAACAGUUAUAAAAAAUUAA
This is a messenger RNA of Strongyloides ratti, 465 nucleotides long. RefSeq names its product MD-2-related lipid-recognition domain and Immunoglobulin E-set domain-containing protein. Gene Ontology annotation, molecular function: sterol binding. NCBI's taxonomy places the organism in Eukaryota, Metazoa, Nematoda, Chromadorea, Rhabditida, Strongyloididae. The record is from RefSeq and is a predicted model, not a curated record. Gene Ontology annotation, biological process: sterol transport. The transcript is spliced from 2 exons. The coding region runs from base 1 to 465 and encodes 154 amino acids.